AUGCUUUUGGACGGCCUCAUUGUCCGAGACGGGCCAGCACCGCUCGACAAGCUCCAUGGCGCGCCGUACUUUCUCCUCACGAUGUUCGUCAUGCAAUACGGCCACUUUGUGCUGCUUCCUCACUACGGCUUCACUGGCUUCAGCAUCUACAUUUUCUUGGCCACUGCCACUCUGACGCUGGACGGCCUUGUCUCCAACAGUUUUGGCAAGAACGUUGUGAGUCUCCGCGCCAACGGCUUCUCGGACGCCACCACGGUGGCGACGAUGCUGCUCAACACCGUUGCGUCUCAGUUCUUGACGUUUGUCGUCGUGUACUACAUGGGCACGCCUGACACGGUCGCUGGCCUACUGCACCCUUCGUCCUACUCACCUUGGAUCGUCGCUGCGAUUGCCAUCAACCUCGCGCUCACCGAAGGACUCUUCUUCGCCGCACACAAGCUCCUCCACGAGCUUUGGCCGCACGUGCACGUGAUGCACCACUGCUGUCUGCACUCGUCGCACUCGACCAACGUCAUUUUCCACCCGAUCGAUCUCGCGUUUGAAUUUGGCGGCCCCGGCGCCGUCGUUCUCGCGAUGCACAUCUUCGUCUGGGAGCAGAAUCUCACGGUGCUGCUCGCGACGUACCUCAUUGUCCAAACAUACUAUGCGAUCGACCACAGCGAGUGGCUCCAGACGUACCAUUACAAGCACCACGCGCAGCUCAACGCAGUGUACACGAUUUACAUCAACCAUCGGUCGUCCCCGCAGCUUGAUCAAGUGCGCAGUCUCGUAAAAAAACCACUCAAAGCCGACUAAGCGCAAAUAGCAU
Messenger RNA from Saprolegnia parasitica CBS 223.65, 808 nucleotides. RefSeq lists its product as hypothetical. The transcript has a single exon. Bases 1 to 795 code for a protein of 264 amino acids. NCBI's taxonomy places the organism in Eukaryota, Oomycota, Saprolegniomycetes, Saprolegniales, Saprolegniaceae. The record is from RefSeq and is a predicted model, not a curated record.